Molecule: messenger RNA, 2385 nt
Organism: Hordeum vulgare subsp. vulgare (domesticated barley)
Lineage: Eukaryota; Viridiplantae; Streptophyta; Magnoliopsida; Poales; Poaceae
Exons: 1
Coding region: 267-2162 (631 amino acids)
Source: RefSeq, a predicted model, not a curated record
CACACUUUCAAACCGCAACUGAAAAGCUCGAUCUGCUACUCUCCAUCGCCCUUGCUACACCCCAGCUUUCUGAUCAUCCUCCAAAGUGAUCCGGCUCAUCGCUGCUCAUCCCACCGGCUGGUCUCCUUCUAGUGUAAGUCAAACCAAGCUCACUAUAUCUUCUUCUUCUAGAUCCAUAUACCUUGUAUCCCUUGUAUAAAUGUGAUAUAUUUGUUGUGAAGAGGCGUUCUAUUGGUCAUGUAUGCUUUUUAGUGGAUCACACAUCAAUGGGAGGAGGAGGACUUGUGGUGCGUGUGUGGAAAGAAUGGGGAAUUCAGAUCUUGGUUGUCGCCAGCUUCCUGCUUCAGCUCAUCCUCCUCGUCUUCGGUGGGCUCCGGCGGCGCAGCUCCUCUGCCAGGCUGCUGGCCUUCCUCUGGCUGUCAUACCUGAUGGCCGAUAACAUCGCGGUCUAUGCCCUUGGGCACAUGUCCCUUGAGAGCAGGCCGGGAGAUGACGGGCUCGUUGCGUUCUGGGCAACCUUCUUUCUGCUCCACCUCGGCGGCCAGGACACCAUCACUGCCUUCUCCCUAGAGGACAACCAGCUAUGGAGGCGCCACCUCCUGACUCUCGUAGUGCAGGCAUCGGGGGCCGGCUACGCCAUCUACCGGUACACAAUACCCGGUACCUGGACCUUGGUCUCGGCCACCAUAGUGAUGUUCAUAGUGGGUUUCCUCAAGUACGGGGAGAGGGUGUGGGCUCUCCAAAGAGGCAACAAUGGCAAUUUUGCUUUGUUGAAAGUUCACAGCAAAACCUCCCAAGAUCGGCCUGAAAUCUUGAAGACCACAGCUAAGAUGGAUAGAGAGGAGCUGAUCUUAUUCGAAGCUCAUUACAUGUUCCAAUUUUGUAUGUGUGCAUUCAUCAACGUCAGCCUGGAAAGAUGGUCCAACGACACUGUUCGCAGUUAUCUACAGACCGGUCUGCCUCUGCCGUAUAAACUCAACACGGACAUGCUGUAUGACCUGGUCGAGGCAGAGCUCUCCCUUCUGUACGACAUGUUUUACACUAAGGCACAAGUGGCUCACUCUUGGCAAGGCUACUUGAUCCGUGCCAUCUCACUGCUUGGCACGGUGAGCGCAUUCUUGUUGUUCCGUCUUGACGACGGUAAAGGUGCUCACAGGAGAGUAGAUGUCUCCAUCAGUUACCUGCUAUUGGUUGGGGCCAUCAUUCUGGAAACCAUAUCAGUAUUUACAAUUGUAGGAUCAACAUGGACGUGCAGCUACUUGCGCUGUCAGGGAUGGAACCGAACUAAUGCUAUGGUUUUGUGGAUUCGACGACUUAUCAAAGUGGGACGCCAAAGAAAAUGGUUGCACUCCAUCGGGCAACAUAGUGUGUUGGAUUACUGCACCCGUGACCAAACCAAGUGCACAAAAAUGAUCGAAGAGACAAGUACUGUACUUAAAAAGUGGCGGAGAAAGGUGAAGUUCUCAGUUUAUACGAAGAUCACGAUGAAGUUCAAGGAACUAGUGUUGGGACAGAUAGUGAUAACAAUGACUGAUCAUUCUAAGUCAUGGAGUAUCCUGGAUGGACCCGGAAAAUAUGUGCUAACGAGAUACGAACUCUGGGGUGAUAUGGACUUUUCUGUCAAGGACAGGGAUUUCGCCCAUUGCAUUCUCAUCUGGCAGGUUGCAACCGAUAUUUACCUUUGCUGUUGUGAUGACAACCAGCAUCAAAGUAGGUGCCUCAAUGCUGAAGAGGAUGAUAAACUCCUUGUUGAGGCAAUAAAGGUAUUAUCUAAGUACAUGGGUUUUUUAGUGAUACACCCAAGCUUACUGCCCGGCGGAGUUCCAAGCGAUUCUACCAUCAAUGAUUUGGAGGAGCUGUGGAAGAACAGAAAAUGUUCUACUAACGGGGAGUUUGCAAGGUCAUUACUUGACCAUAAAAGUGAUGAUCGGCCUUAUAUAUCUCUUGCUUGUGAGCUGCUUGGAAACAAAAUGAAUUUGUCGAUGCUGCAAGUCAUCUUCGAGGUGUGGGUGGAGUUCCUGUGCUAUGCAGCCUACCAUGGCACCGGUAUUUCCCACUGUAUACAGCUUGGCAGGGGCGGUGAGUUCCUCUCUGUUAUCCGCCUCGUCAUCGAUCACAUCGAGCUAUUUCAGAAGCAUAAGGAGAAAAGCUUCAACUCGUGAUGACCACCUAUAUGUUGAUUGAUAUGCCUCGGAUGUAAUGCAGUAUCUAUGCUACCCAGUUCUAUUGGAAUAAUGACUGUUUUUUUGUGAGCAAGGAACACCAUAUGAGUUACUCUAUCUAUCUAUAAUCUGCUAUUGAUUUCUAUGCCUCGAAUGUAAUGUAAUAUCUAUGCUGCCCAUUUGUAUUGGAACAAUAACUCUGUUUUUGUGAGCAUGGAACAAU